UGAUAUAUCUUCUCUGUAAUUUCCCUGUUAUUGGCAAUUAUUUUUCCUAGUAAUUUUAUUUUUAUGCAAUCAUACUGCAAUUUAACUGCAGACCAAGUGGGUAUUUCAACAAGUCUGAGCAUGGCUAGCGAAUCAUGGCUCAUCUUGGAUGCUUUAACCAUUGUGACUCGAUCCAUGCACAACUGCAGAGUAUUCAGCUACCAUGGAGGCAUUCAAAAGCUUACAGCAUUGCUGAAAGCUGCUGUUGUCCAACUUAAGACCGUUAUCAGUGCUCUUUCAGCAGAUGAAAGUUUGUCAAAUACUAUGGUGGAGAAAACUGGAAUUUUGCAAAAGGUUCUUGUUUAUGUGGUGUCCGUCAUAUCUAACUUUAUUGAUUUGCACUCAUACCCGGAAGAAAAGUUUCCCUUGAAUAGAAGCAAUAUGGAAUUGUUUGUAACAAGUAGUGAAACAUCAAGUGAAACUUCAACUACCGCGGAAUCUCUAGUUUCUGAAACAAUGUUAUUGUGGCAUCAGAAAUCAGUUAUUUCAGUUAUGGAAGCUGGUGGUCUUAACUGGUUAGUAGUGCCUGCUGAUAGGAUUCUUGUUCUGAGUUUUGAAGUGCUUUGUAGCAUGCCACUGUGUGAUGUAAGCAAUCCCUAUUCUCUGAAUUUCGGAGAUAUUCACCCCUCAAGGCCUCAUGGGUAUUUGAGUUUGUUAUAGUUGUCUAGUCUAUUCAUUUUUUUGGGAUUAUUAUAUGAAAAUGUAACCACCUAGACACCAUCUUACAGUCUAUAACUCACCCUUAAAAAUGAGUAAAAUUAUCUGAAUGUAUUUCGGAUGCUAGAUAUUUAAUGCUUUUAAAUUGCUGAGAUUGAUCUUCCCUAUUUUUAAUGGAGUUUUGUUUAUGCAUUCUUCACAUUCUUUCUAUUUCCACUGCUUGUUGGAUAACACGUUUUGUUAAUAUCAUAAGUUGAUUAUGCAUUUCAAGAUUUAUAAAGUAAUCACUUCUAUUAAUAAGGAUAAUGUUAUUCUCCUGAUUCGAGCUUAUGCGGCUUAUAUGUUGUUAACCAUCUAGGCUUUUUGGUCAGUUUUUAUCCUUGGUGUAGUAUUUCAAUCUUUAGUUAGGCCCUGUUUGA
This is a messenger RNA of Olea europaea var. sylvestris, 1115 nucleotides long. RefSeq lists its product as uncharacterized. The coding region runs from base 64 to 699 and encodes 211 amino acids. The transcript is spliced from 3 exons. The record is from RefSeq and is a predicted model, not a curated record. NCBI's taxonomy places the organism in Eukaryota, Viridiplantae, Streptophyta, Magnoliopsida, Lamiales, Oleaceae.